This is a messenger RNA of Prorocentrum cordatum, 1065 nucleotides long. NCBI's taxonomy places the organism in Eukaryota, Dinophyceae, Prorocentrales, Prorocentraceae. The record is from the annotation of a GenBank genome assembly.
GGCUUGACCUUCCCGGAGGAGCAGUCGGUGUCGGAGGCCGCGCGGAUCGACUGCGAGCGCCGCCGCCAGGCCGUCAGCCAGUGGGCAGCCCAGAGGAGCAUCAGCAUCCAGACGCCCCCGGCGGUGGACGAUGCGCCGGCGCGGUUCUUCCGCGAGGAGUUCCUGGGCGGGGGGCGAGAGCAGCGACGCUUGGAAGUUUACGGCAGCCCUGGCCUUCGCGAGGCCCGACCUGGCCGCGCGGCAGGGGCGGCUCCCCCGCGCGGGGCGAGCCGCGAAGGGCUGGGCUCGCCUUGCCCCAGCCCGGUCGCGCCUGCCCCUGCCGUGGCCGGUGGUCUGCCUGAUCAUCGAGACGAUGUGCGGCCGGGGCUCGUGGCCUUCGCUUGGAUCGCGGCGGUGGCCUUCGCCCUGUAUCUUCGGCCUCGCGAGGCCUUGGACCUGGCGCAGUCCCAGCUGGUCCCGCCAGGCUUCGCGACGGCCACCGGCGCGCGCUCGUGGUGUGUCGUGCUCCACAUGUUCGAACGCCUCGCGCCGUCCAAGACGGGGGUGUUCGACGAGAGCCUCCUGGUCGACUCAGCUUGCUUCCCGUGGAUGUCGAGCCUCGUCGCCGAGCUGCACCGCAGGACGCCCGCCGGGCAUCGCCUGUUCCCAGUGACCUACGCCCGGUGGAACUACCACUUCAAGGCCGUCGUCAGCAGCCUCGGCCUCAACGUCCUGGGCAACUUGAGCUUGCGCCAGCUCCUGCACGGGGGGGCCAGCCACGAGCUGUGCGCGGCGGCGCGGCCCCUGAAGGACAUCCAGAAGCGCGGCCGCUGGGCCACAAACGCCGCGCUGCACAGGUACGCGAAGGGAGGGCGCGUGCAGGAGCAGCUCCGCCGGCUGCCGCCCGGGCUCCAGGCCCAGGCCGAGCGCGCGUUCUCCCGGCGCGCAGGCCGCGGUAUCUUCCUGGAGGUCUUCAGCGGCGCCAGGAGGAUGUCGGCGGCUUGGCGCCUGGCUUUCAAGGCGCAGCAUGCCGCCUUCGAGCUGGACUUCAAGAACUCGUCCAGCCACGACCUGCUCCUCGGGCGA